This is a messenger RNA of Dunckerocampus dactyliophorus (ringed pipefish), 3094 nucleotides long. It is a transcript of the gene stk17b, whose product is annotated as serine/threonine kinase 17b (apoptosis-inducing). The record is from RefSeq and is a predicted model, not a curated record. Gene Ontology annotation, cellular component: nucleus. The coding region runs from base 347 to 1411 and encodes 354 amino acids. The transcript has 7 exons. Lineage: Eukaryota; Metazoa; Chordata; Actinopteri; Syngnathiformes; Syngnathidae. Gene Ontology annotation, biological process: positive regulation of apoptotic process; intracellular signal transduction; protein phosphorylation. Gene Ontology annotation, molecular function: ATP binding; protein serine/threonine kinase activity.
UAAACAGUAGUACGCAUGUGUACUGCAGUGACGUGUCGAGAAAGUGUCAAGCCGAAGGAUGUAAAAGAUGAUGGAAAAAGCUCCACAUGUAAACUAAGUUUGGUGGAGCAACUAAAUGUAGGAAUGCGUCCUUAUGUUUGGAUUUUCUGUGUUAGCAACUCCUCAUUCGUUAAGUUGAGGACGUCGAUUUUAAAGUCGCUUUGCAAGCCGUCGAGUUAACAACUAGCUAUGUUAGCUCUUGUUAGCUUCCGUUAGCUCCUGUUACUUUUGCCGGCCAUAUUUCAUCCACUCGCGACCGGUUCGGGUGUCUGACAGCAGCCGGAAUCCACAGCUCUGUGAGAGGAAGAUGUCUCGGAGGCGGCUGGAUAGUCGCAGCGGUCUCUCGGCUGGGCUGCUCGCCGAAAUCCAGACUCCGAUCAGCACAGAACCGCUGGACAGUGUGUUCGAAGUCACCGGAGAGUUGGGAAGGGGCAAGUUUGCGGUGGUCAAACACUGCAUGGAGAAAGCCACGGGGAAGGUGUUUGCUGCCAAGUUCCUACGAAAAAGGAGGAGAGGUCGUGACUGUCGGGCUGAAGUAAUCCAUGAGAUGGCGGUGCUGGAGAUGGCCCGAAACAACCCCAGAGUGGUCAACCUGCAUGCUGCUUACGAAACAGAUCAUGACAUUGUAUUAGUGCUGGAAUAUGCGGCAGGUGGAGAGAUAUUUGACCACUGUGUGUCUGAUGAGCUGCUGCCGGAGGCUCAGCUCACCCGACUGAUCAGGCAAACACUGGAGGGAGUUCACCACCUCCACCAGAGCAACCUCGUGCACUUAGACCUCAAGCCCCAGAAUAUUCUCCUUACAAGCCUGUCUCCUCCAGGGGACAUAAAGAUUGUAGACUUUGGUCUGGCACGCAAAUUGGGUGCGGUUGGAGAACUCAGAGAGAUUCUUGGCACACCUGAAUAUGUGGCUCCAGAAAUCCUCAAUUACGAGCCUAUCACAACAGCAACAGACCUUUGGAGUGUGGGUGUUAUAGCCUACAUGCUGGUCACGGGCGAGUCUCCGUUCGCUGGUGACGACAAGCAGGAGACUUACCUGAACGUGUCCCAGGUUAAUGUGGACUACAGCAGGGAGGCUUUCUCCAGGGUUUCUGAGCUGGCUGUAGACUUCAUCCGCAAACUGCUGGUCAAAGCGCCUGAAGACCGACCCAGUGCUGCAGAGUGUAUAAGCCAUCCCUGGCUAUGGCAGCAGCAGCUGUGCGUGAGCCCAGAGACCACUUCUACCCGCACCAUCCGCGAGAGGAGCUGCGGCGCCAAGUGGGCCGCUCCACCUGAGGACCCCGAGGACAAGGAGAACUUCCUGGAGUCGCCACAUUCUCAUGCAAAAAGGUUUCGCUUGGAGGAGGAAGCACUUCUUGGAGAUGGUGACUUAUGAAAACCUUUUAAAUGGAUUUUAAGCUUCCAAACGACCAGCAGUUGACUGCAAGAGUCCUUAUUUAUACUUAAUUACAAGAUUAACAUAAGCCAAAGAUAAUCAUCUUAUUGGUCGCUCAACACUGAUCUUGUCUCUUUGUUUAACUGCUUAUUAUCUUUGUAUGGAUGAGGACUUGUGGGAACAAUUUCUGUUUUUGCCAUCCUUGUUCUUAUGAAGUUGCCUCUGUGCUUCAUCUUAAUAGUUGCAUAUUUGGAUGUGCAACAAGGGCGUGUAACACUGCCCUAGCUUGCAUGUUCAGUCUUUACGUCUCUAUUUGUCAACAUGUCCGUCUUACAUACAUACUUGGCUAUAUUAUCUCACAUUCAAGAGUGCCACAUGUAUAUGCAAUGUUUGGAGCAUUUAGCUCAGGGUUUUAGAGGAAAACAUUUUAAUGAUUCCAGUUUAAGAUUAGUUACCAUUUGAAAAAAGUGUAAAGCCUUUAUUUUCACUGUUAAUCCAAUUCUCAGGUUAUCAAAUUGUAACAUGGGGACGUGCGUUGUGUUUAUUGUCUGACAGCUACUAAUAAUGCCAGCGUGCACGUUGUCUUUCUAGCAAAUUGGAGGCAAGAGUUCCUCUCUUGUCAGCCUGCAGAAAGGGAAGAUGAUUCAGCACUUAUGACUUUUUUCUUAUUGCUAUGAUUAAGUUGCUACAUUGACACACAACUUUUCAUUUCUAUUGUUGAUUAUUUUUAUUUAUCUGCUGGACUUGUUUGAUAUGAUUUGUAUGUCAUUUGUGUGCGUCAGCACAUGAGGUUAAUGUAAGGAGAAAGGUGGUGUUAGCGUUGGACUGUUGGGAGCAAAGAUGCUUUUAUGUGGUGCUGGGAAGUUAAAGUGGACGUUGAAUGAUGAGUGUGUCGCUUGGAAGUGGUUCUAGAAGGAAGCAGAUGCUGGUGACGUUAUGUGGGUGAAAUGGUAAACAGGUACAAGGCCUUGGUAUGGUGUGAAAUAAAUGACACCAUUCCUUUCUAAUGUGUUCCAUUGUUUGUUCUACAUUCCACAUUUAUUUUUAAUCAUCUAAUGCUGUCAACACUUGGUCCAAAGGCCUUAGUGUGUAGUAGCCUCAUAUUUAACACAUAAUAUCGCCGACACAGCAGCCCGAGCUUGUUGUCCAGAUAUUUGCCUGUCCAAUGUGCUUUGUGAAUGUGUCAAGAAAUAAGCUUUUGACUUCUCUGCUGUUUGCUAAUACCUCAUCAUCACGUUUGACAAGUGUCUUGUCAGAGGAUGUUACCCGAAGUUGUUCAUCCUGUUGCAGCACAAUCAGAAAAACUGAGAAGGACUUGUUUCACAACAGUGAUGAAUGAUGAAACUCGUUUGCUGGCAUUAUUCUCCAACACAACGACCACUCAAUUUAUGUGGUGUAUUCUAUCUCGUAUCCAAGUGGCGUCACCCACGAUUGACAGAUGUUUGUCUCCUGGAGGAUAUGAAGUGUCUUAAGAGAUGAAACAACCAUAAGCACAAGCAAAUGUUUCAGAGAUAAGUUUGUUUAUUUUGGAUUUUCUAUUUAAUGUAUGAGCAAUCUGAUUGUAUUUGCAAUGACUUAAGAAACAACUUAAUCCAUAAUGUAUUGUCAACAAGCACAUGCUAAUAUUUAGGCAUCAAACUGCAAAAAGCUCAUUAAAGAUCUGUAGAAAAUGAGACUCCCUUU